Molecule: messenger RNA, 2211 nt
Organism: Capronia epimyces CBS 606.96
Lineage: Eukaryota; Fungi; Ascomycota; Eurotiomycetes; Chaetothyriales; Herpotrichiellaceae
Exons: 2
Coding region: 1-2211 (736 amino acids)
Source: RefSeq, a predicted model, not a curated record
AUGGGGCGCAGACCGAACCCAGUCAUCGCCCAAUACUUUGAGCGUGGGCCUAAGCUCGGGGAUGCCUCCAACCGCUAUGAACACACCUGCAAGAAAUGUGGUGCCCAUUUUGCCAAAGGGCGUAUUGAGGGGCUCACGUCUCAUCUGACCAGAAAAUGCCCUUCUAUUACUGUCCCUGAGAGGACCCAGAUCGUGAUGCAGAUUCACAACCUCACCGAUCUGAAUGCUGAAUCAGAGGGAAACUCUGCAGAAGACAGCAGUCAAGAACAAUCAGCUAACCGUGACAAUGAGCCAUCAUCGCAGAACAGUCAGCAGACCUUCAAUGGUCUUAAUGUUCUGGCAGAGGCGUCGCGCCAAGUGGGUGGAAAUGCACAUAACAACUCUGGCUAUACCCCAGCAGACCAGGCUCACCUCGAAGCGGAUCUCCAAGUUUCACCGCAUAACCAUGCGCAGGGUGUGCCAGUUGACCCGCAGCUCGACACUGAGGCAUUCCCGGACCACUUUCUCAAUGAGGACGACAUGGGCGCCAGAAGCAAUGGCUUCACAACGACUACUGCACCUAGUCUUCCGGCAUUGUACCCUUUUGUGAACAAUGGUCCACCAGUAACUCAGGACGGGCUUGCUGCUCCCACUUCUACCAGCACUCAUCCACCAGACCUUAGCAGCAUCGCUGCCACUGCGAAUGAAACUCUUGCCAGUCAAUUGAUUGUUGAUGAUGAAAUCAACAUGGCGCAUGACGAAACUUCUUCAGCGCUUCUGAACGGUCUCCAGGACCAUGCUCUUUCACAAGGUCAACCACCGGCGAUGUGGUCAGCCACCCUGCCAGGAACGCAGUCUUUGGACGCAUCUAGCACUUUCGCACACUUGCCCCAAACUUUCCCGCAAGCUGCGGCCACAGCUAGACCCCGUGUCCUCCUACCUGCAAUACCUCCUCAGGCAGACCCUAAUGCUCGACCAACCCAUUUUGUUGCAGAGUCUGGUACUUUGGCCAAACCCCAGAAGCCCAAGGUGCGAGGCAGAUUUGGUGAAGAACGUCGCAAGGAAGUUCGUGAGCUACGCAAGCUUGGUGCUUGUAUGCGUUGCCGCAUGCUCAAGAAAGUCUGUUCUCAAGAGACACCUUGUCAAACUUGUGCUGCUGUGGAGACACCUCGACUCUGGAAGCAGUCCUGUGUCCGUACCAAGCUUGUGGAAGCGUUCCCACUCUAUACCCCUCUUCUUUAUGGUGUCUUUGCCCAUAACAAAAUCAGCGCGCUGAAGACUUGGUCAUCUCUCGAGGGCUUGGAGGUUCGCCUUGUGGCCUGGCAUAUGCCAGAGAAGAAGCUCAAUCUGAAGGCUCAGAGCACCAGGAUGAAGCGCUCCAAGAAUGUACAGCCGCCUGCCAGCAUGGAGGGACAAGUCAUCUUCGUCAUCAAUACAGACGACCACCUUCACAACAAUGUUGAACACUACAUCCAGGAGAUGCGUGCUCGAGUUGCGGGCCGGGAGACAUCCGAAGUGAUUAGGUCGACUUUGGCGCUGGCACAGGCCAUGGUGGAUGAGCAGCAGAUCAAUAGAUCGACGGACAAGAACGAUAAUCUCCUCGCCGAUGUCGUUGAGCUCUGGACAGCCACAGUCAUGCUCGCUGACCUGGAAUUCCAACCAAGCUUUCUGCUGGAAGGUGAUGCCACUCACGACGACCUGUUGCUCGAGGGCGAUACAUACCGCUGUGCUCGCAAAAUCAUGACUUUACAGCUUCAAUCCAGUAUUGAAAAGCGGGCGAAUAAACUGGGCCGGGUAGUCAUGAACCACCUUGAACAACGGGUGCUCGAACGCAAUCGCAACCAAAGUGUCGAGACUGCCUUGGUGGCAUUCAUCAUGCUCAACUGUGCAGAGCGCAUGUGUUGGCUGUUCCGUUACUGGUCGGACGACAAUAGAAGAGCAAAUGCAUGGCCUCUCCGACUUCCGGCCGGGGAAUAUGCAGACAAAGGCGAACGCUUUGCGGAGGUCAUCCACCUACUUCUCAGCCUCAGACAGUUGGAACCUACCAUCGUUGUCGACCCGGUCUCUGGAUUCUUUGUUCCUCGCGAUCCCAAAAACACCGCUCUGGCCAUGUGGCUCUCUCAUGUUGGAUUCACCAGAGAGUGGAUGACGCAGAGCACAAAUACCGUGUUUGAUGCCACCAACUUCAGAUCUUUGGACGGAAGCUUGUGCGCUCGUCUCCUCCAAGGUUAG